AUGCUGUCUUCAUGCUGUCGUGGCAGCAUCAUGCUGUUUCUUCUCGCCGUCCUCUCGUCGACCCGCGCUCAGCUUGGGGCCUUUCGCCGCUCCGCUUUGCAAGAUGAUCUCGAAUGCACCGACAUAAACGCCUGCAGGCGGCUCUUCGACAUCGUCUGGGGCUGUCUGGUGACGAUCUUUCUCUGUAUAUGGGUCUCCGUCCACCCAAAUGUCCCGCCUCCCCGUCUCGCGCGACCACAGAAUGCAGCUGGGUUUCGAAGCUGGCUGAAAUGGCAGGUUGUCGGCAAGAAUGGACCGCUGCUGCGUCGGCUGAAGCUCAUGUCGGUGGCACUCAUUGCGCCUGAGCUCAUUCUUCGCUUUGCGGCCAGACAAUGCUUGAUGGCGCGGUCUUUCUCACAAGACUACGGGGUCCCGCUGACCCAUGGCUUCUUCAUCGUUAUGGGCGGCUUUGUCGAUGUUGAUGAACAUCCUAUUGUGACGAAGGAGCAACUGUCGACACCAAAUGUGGUGCAAGAAAUGCACGCCGUCAAAGAGUCCGACAUCGAUGACAAGAGCAAAGGGGACCUGUUCUCGAAAGGCAUUGCCCUUUGUCAAGGGCUUUGGUUUAUCGCCCAGUGCAUCGCACGAAGGCUGCAGCGGCUCCCUCUAACGUCGCUCGAAGUGGCCACAUUGUCAUUCGCGGUGCUCAACGCGCUGACGUGGCUAUUCUGGCUGGGUAAGCCGCUCGAUGUGCGCAAUCAAAUCAAGCUUCCUGUCCGCACCAGCCCCCCAAACCACACCGCCAGCCCUCCGUACCCCGCCAGCGCCUCGUGGCUCGACCGCUUCCUCAGUGUAUUCGUAAACGCCUACCACGAGGCCGACUACGAUCCCCUGUCCAACACGGCGGUUCCCACGUUCUGGUGCACCACCGUAUCCAAUUACAUCGACAUCCGCAACUCCACGCGAGCGCAUUGGCUGUCGUGGACGCUCACGGACGCGAUCCCGUUUUUGUCCGGGACGCUGUUUGGCGGCAUCCACUGCCUCGCGUGGUGCGCCGCGUUCCCUUCCCCUGCCGAAAUGUGGCUCUGGCGUAGCUCCGCGCUGGUACUAACUGUGGCACCCCCGGUCUUCCUCGCGGCCUCGCUACUGUAUACCAUUUCUCCGGAGGGCAUGCUGGGCUUUGUCGGUGUGUAUUCGGUUGCGCGGGGCAUCCUCCUGGUGUUGCCGUUGUCCGCGCUGCGACUGCUCCCACUGGCGGCAUUCAGAGAUGUAGAUUGGAGUGUCUAUAUUCCCCACUUGUAG
Molecule: messenger RNA, 1281 nt
Organism: Mycena indigotica
Lineage: Eukaryota; Fungi; Basidiomycota; Agaricomycetes; Agaricales; Mycenaceae
Exons: 2
Coding region: 1-1281 (426 amino acids)
Source: RefSeq, a predicted model, not a curated record